Emiliania huxleyi CCMP1516 is the source of this 578-nucleotide messenger RNA. RefSeq lists its product as hypothetical. The annotation marks the transcript as partial. The record is from RefSeq and is a predicted model, not a curated record. Lineage: Eukaryota; Haptophyta; Isochrysidales; Noelaerhabdaceae. The transcript has a single exon.
GGGAGCUGGCCAAGGCGGGGCUGGGACCGGAGCACGUCAAGGCGCUGGUGGCGUCGCUCAGCGACACGUACCGCAGGGUCGCCUUCCCCGCCGCCGCCGCGCACGCCGCCGAGGACCAGGCGGCAACGGCGAAGACGUGCGGCAACGGCGCGGCGAGCAGAGGCAGGGCGGGCGCGGCAAAGGUUGCCCCCGCGCGGAGAGCGGCGCCGCCGCGUCCCCGCAAGGGCUCGGCUGGCGGCGCGGGCAUGGAGGCGGUGGCGACGACAGAGGAGGAGGGGGAGGAGGAGGGGGGCGCCGCCGACCAGAGCGACGGCCGGCGGCAGGUUGCGCGCUCGAGGGGCGGCAGCGGCGGCGGCCGCGGACAGCUGAAGAGCAAGCGCGAGGAUAAGAAGAGCUUGCUCCUGGCGGCCGCGGAGGAUGCCGCGGCGGACGAGUGCUCGGACGGCGAGGGUGGGGGGGCAGCCUACAGGAACGGCUCGGUGCACGGCGCGAGGGCGGCGUCGGGGAGGCUGCCAGAGGGGGGCGGCGAUGGGAGCCAGAGCCCGGACGAGCGCGAGACGCUGCGUGGCAGCAGCUGA